This is a messenger RNA of Miscanthus lutarioriparius, 2238 nucleotides long. The record is from the annotation of a GenBank genome assembly. NCBI's taxonomy places the organism in Eukaryota, Viridiplantae, Streptophyta, Magnoliopsida, Poales, Poaceae.
AUGGCCGCGCCUCGACCCCCGCCGCCGGGGGCACUGGGAGUCGGGGUCGGUGGCAGCGGUGGCGCCGCCCCCGCCGCCGGGGCGCCCGCCGGAGUCAGCAUGCGGAUGUUCCACGGCGAGGUGUACCUCGGCGAGAUGGAGGUGUUCCCGAUGAAGCAGGGGGGCGAGGGAGGCCUCCCGUUCCCGAGCAACGAGAUCCGCGUCAGCCGCCUCUCGCCGGCGAGCGAGAGGUGCCCGCCCCUCGCCAUCCUUCAGACCAUCGCGCCCUUCUCCGUGCGAUGCAAGCUGCAGACCAAGCUGACGCCUCCCAACCCGAGCCUCCAGCGCUUGUAUCUCACUUGUUUCAACGAGUUCAAGAGCGCUGUGGUAGUAGUUGGGGAUGAGGAGCUGCACCUGGUGGCAAUGCCGACCAAAUCAGGGAAGGUGCCAUGCUUUUGGUGCUGCUCAGCACGCUCUGGGCUCUAUGCAGCGUCCGUUGGCAUGCUCAACUUGCGCUGUCUUGCCAUUGUGUUUGAUCUUGAUGAGACCCUUAUCGUUGCUAACACUAUGAAGUCCUUUGAGGAUCGGAUUGAGAUGCUUUCCCGCAGAAUGGAUGUCGAAGAUGAUCCUAUCAGAAUAGCAGGGAUGUCUGCAGAAAUCAAACGGUAUAUUGAGGACAAAGAGCUUCUCAAAGAAUUCAUUGACACCGAUACAGUUACGGACAAUGGCAAAAUAGUUGGAACCCAGAAAGAGGAGGUUCAACCUAUGUCUGGUGGUCAGGAGCGUGUUCUUCGUCCAGUUAUCAGACUGCCUGACAGGAAUGCAAUUUUGACUCGCAUCAAUCCAGAGAUUCGUGAUACCAGUGUUUUCGUAAAGCUAAGGCCUGCUUGGGAAGAAUUGAGGAGUUACCUAACUGCAAAAGGACGAAAAAGAUUUGAGGUUUAUGUAUGUACAAUGGCUGAGAGAGAUUAUGCUCUUGAAAUGUGGAGACUUCUUGAUCCAGAAGGCAACUUAAUAAGUCCACAACAGCUCUCAGAACGCAUAAAUUGUGUAAAGUCAGGUUCCAGAAAGUCCCUGCAGAAUGUUUUCCGAGACAGAGGAUGCCAUCCAAAGAUGGCCAUGGUAAUUGAUGACCGACUUAAUGUUUGGGAUGAUAAAGAUCAACACAGAGUUCAUGUUGUCCCUGCAUAUACUCCAUACUAUGCUCCACAGGCAGAGAUGGCCAAUGCUGUUCCAGUUCUAUGUGUUGCAAGGAAUGUUGCUUGCAAUGUUCGUGGUGGGUUUUUCAGAGAGUUUGAUGAGAAUCUACUGAGGAAAGUGUUUGAACUAUACUAUGAAAAUGGGUUACUGGAUCUUCCAUAUGCUCCAGAUGUUGGUGACUAUUUAGUCUGCGAGGAUACCAAUUUUGUACCAGCCAACAAAGAUCAGGCUCCUAUACCUGAGGGCAUGAGGGGAACUGAAGUAGAGAAGAGAUUAAAUGGGCAGUCAUAUCGGUGGGAGCAAAGGGAAGGACAGCAAAUGUCAUCCUUAACCCGUUCACCAGAUGACGAGGGAAUGCCUAUCCGAGGUACUGGAGGAGUUAGGACUAUCCAGCCAAAUGGGGGAUCACUAGCAAUAACCCCCUCGGUAUAUGUCACAGUGUUGCAAGAAAUCGGGCGGCUAUGUGACUCCAAGGUGGAAUUCAGAUCUACUGUAAGCAAUGGCAAAAGUAUGCUAUUUUCUGUAGAGGUUCUGUUUAGUAAUGAAAAAAUUGGAAUAGGAAUCGGAAAAACAAGAGAUGAAGCUCAAGUUCAAGCUGCUGAAAAAGCUCUCCAAAAUUUGGAGAGCAGUUAUUUGUCAUCUGUUGCUCCAGUUGCCGGAGUUCCUAAGAAAGAUUCAAGGAAGUCCCCGGGGAGUGGUAAUGGCUUUCUGGAGGACGCUCCUUGUUCAGAGAAUGAUAUCUCUAUGCGAGAACCUUCUGGAAGUACAUUGAAACUGGAUGAUUCAAAUAAUAUGGAUAAGUUGUCGUCUAUUAUGAGUCUUAUUAGAGAACAUUGCUUGGAGGACCAACAUGUAGUAUUUCGAGAUCAAGUCCAGAAUUCUAGCCCAGCCAGAAAUGAAGAAUAUCAUUUCCAGGUUGAACUAGCAGGAUUGAUUCUCGGGAGGGGUGUUAGUUCGGACAGAGAAGCUGCGAAGCUUCUGGCUGCAGAAGAGGCACUGAAGACCUUAAAAUCAACCACCGACCCACAAAUUAAGAAGUAUCUGAGACCUGUAAGGUAA